Messenger RNA from Frankliniella occidentalis (western flower thrips), 1714 nucleotides. RefSeq lists its product as uncharacterized. The coding region runs from base 295 to 1581 and encodes 428 amino acids. NCBI's taxonomy places the organism in Eukaryota, Metazoa, Arthropoda, Insecta, Thysanoptera, Thripidae. The record is from RefSeq and is a predicted model, not a curated record. The transcript has 4 exons.
CUCGCCGCACGCUGAGCUCCUCUCCGGUCCGGCCGGCGGGGUGGCGGCGGGCGGCCGCUGUCGCUCCAAGCCCAAGGUCGACGUGACGGGACGACCCUCCCCGCCCCCGCCAGCCAGUCCAAGGCUGCAGCUCGUUGUGGAAGGACGCCGCCCGAAGGACUACCUAGCAGUGCUCAGCCCCGACAGUGACGCCCUCCGCCCUCCUUUCGCACUUUGCAGUGCUUUCCGCGAGCCAAGAAGGCCGCACAGCUCCGUCCGGGACUCGUCGCCACUGAGGACAUCAGGGCCGCCGCCAUGGAGUGCGACAUCUGCAUGGAGGACUACGACCAGGGGGAGCACGUCCCGAAGAUGGUGCCGUGCGGCCACACCGUGUGCCUCAAGUGCCUCCAGAAGAGCGACAAGAGGGAGUGCCCGACCUGCCGCAGGGCGUUUAAACCUGCUCCCAAGGCGCUUCCAAACAACUAUAAUCUUCUCCGGCUGAUGUGUCAAUGCGAUAAUAACCUUACCCCCGUAAUGAUGUGGUGCUCGGAGUGCGGCGCGGCCGCCACGAUCGAGUGCAAGCACGGCGAGCACGACAUUCUCCCCGUCACCAAGGCCCUGAGGCGCCACCUCCAGGGCGUGCUGCCGAGGGCCUCGGACCAGCUCGAGGACCUGCCGGACAAGUGCACGUCGGAGCAGGCCGUGCAGGCCAUGACCAUGCUGGCCGGCAAGUCCUGGGAGGUGACGCUCAAGGGCGACAAGUGCUCGCUCAAGGGAAUGGUGUGGAACCGCGACAAGGACCCGCUCAUCGAGGCCGUCUGGCUCGCGCUGUCGACCAAAGCCGUCUUCGCCGGGGUGCCCAACGUGGAGUGGAUGCGGGAGCUCGACGUCAACGACCUCUGUCUGCACAAGCCCAACGAGAAGCCCGUGGAGAAGGCGACUGCCCUGCGGGAAGCGCAAGGCAUAUUCAGGAUUAGCGGCCUGAAGUGCGACGACGACCCCGCCUGGAGCCUCAAGCUGCUGCAGGUCGCCGCGCCCACGCUGCAGGAGCUGCAGGUUUGUGUCCGAUUCCAGGCCCACCUGCAGGUGAUCCACUCCAUGCCGCUGCUCAAGCGGAUGUUCAUGAUGAGCGACAUGAGCCGUGAGCCCGCCCUGGCCUCCCCCCAGUUCUCUCUGCCGCCGCUGCCUCCGGGCCACGGCGGCGGCCUGCAAUGGCUCACCGUCAUGACCCCCAGCAGCUGGGUGCUGCGGGCGAUGCUGCUGGCCAACGCGGGCUCGCUGGAGGUGCUGCAGCUCACAGUGGGCACGCCGGGCAAGCUCCCGUGGCCCUUGUCCUGCAGCGACCUGCCCGCCGUGCUGGGCGGCUGCGGCCUCCGCGUGCUCAAGACCGUCGUGCUGGGCAGGGACAUGCAGGGCCUGAUCAGCCACGCGCCCGCCGCCUGCAAGAAGCAGUGCAACGCCGUGCGGCGCGCGCUGCCCGUGACCGUGGAGGUGUUCUGCGACCUGUGCGACGGCGUGGAGUACGACUGCUUCCACGAGGAGAAAAAGCCUAACCCGGAGCUGAUGGUGGGCAAGAUCUGGAAGGAAGAGCUGUACAAUUAGCCUAUGUAUUUUAAACAAACGAUGUAAUCUUCUUUUAGAGCAAUCGACUACUACUUUGAGUCAAGUAUCGCUAAAACAUUAUAAUGUUGAAUGAAUUCAGGAAAGGAAAUAAUCAGUGAUUUUUUUAAACGUA